Alternaria rosae is the source of this 1359-nucleotide messenger RNA. Its product is annotated as synaptobrevin. The transcript is spliced from 2 exons. Gene Ontology annotation, biological process: retrograde vesicle-mediated transport, Golgi to endoplasmic reticulum. Gene Ontology annotation, molecular function: SNAP receptor activity. NCBI's taxonomy places the organism in Eukaryota, Fungi, Ascomycota, Dothideomycetes, Pleosporales, Pleosporaceae. The record is from RefSeq and is a predicted model, not a curated record. Gene Ontology annotation, cellular component: SNARE complex; endoplasmic reticulum. The coding region runs from base 230 to 1129 and encodes 299 amino acids.
GGGAGAGAACACGUAAAUUCACAUGAACGAUGCCUUUCCCAAACUGAACGCAGCGCAACUCUUUACUAUCGUAACAGAACAAGAAACUCGAAGAACUUACAAGGCGAAAACACAUGUUUUGACCUAAGAAACAACGUGUACCAGUUCCUACCCCGCUAACGUUACCUCUUCAUCACUCUUGCCUGCUUUCAUCGCGACCACCGUCGAGCGCACCACCACAUACCGUACGAUGACUACAAGGACUCGCUCGCCAGGCUUCGGCGAUACUACAAGCAUCAACCUCAAUCGCUUGCUGUCUAGAUUAGACCGUUUGGUACUGAUCGACCCGUCACCACAGUUGCGCAAGUCCAACUACGAGCGCGCACGCGUGAGCGCGAACAUUGAACAUGCCCGUACCCUACUCCUCAGCCUGGAACACUCGGCCUCUACGAUACCCUCCAAGUCGAAGAAAGCCGAACUACAAAACGACCUACAACAGAAACGCGAACUCAUAAAGCAACUCAACCAGCGGAUUUACGAGCUUAAUCAGCUAGACGACACAGACUCAGACGGAUCGGUAGAUUCUGAUGAAGAAGACGCGGAUCAGUUUCCUUCAUAUGCACCGAGAGUAAAGACGGAAGCCGGACGCGAUGUGUCGACAUCUACAGAAGGCAACGAAGCGUUCCAGAAUGCAGCACAAGGCAUUGCAUCAGAACUGCGCCGAAGAGGCAAGCCGGACGCGAACGCAGCAGGGACACAAUCAGCAUCCGGCAAUUCUUUGUUUCCGUCCAAAUCUACCUCAAGUACAGCCGACCCUUCGCUCGCAAAAACAGAGGCGCUCCUCUCCCACGAACGCAACGAACAAGAAGAGCUCACGACGGACUUGCUAGAUAUGGCAAGACAAUUGAAAGAGCAAUCAAUACACUUUGGAAACACGCUCGAAGGGGAUAAAGGCGUAGUGGAUCGCGCACUUGCAGGGCUGGACAAGAACACGUUGAACAUGGAUGCUGCCAGCAGGAGAAUGGGUGCCCUGCGGAGGAUGACUGAGGGAAGGGGUUGGUGGGACAGGAUCAAGCUGUAUGGCAUGAUCGCUGGGCUGUGGGUGAUCGCCUUCCUGAUCGUCUUCGUUGGGCCGAAGAUUCGGUUCUAAGGCGACACUCGAUCUUGCCAAUCCACGUCGCAGCCAUCAGCCUUGAACAGUCGUAUUACGAAUUGCAGGGGUUGGAGAAUGUUGGCGGCAUCACAGCGCAAGCUCUACUUGAGUUUUCCAGCGGCAGACACAGCAUCGUACGAUAAUAAUACCCAGCCAAUUCAGUCCAUAUUCACACCGCUCUACAUGCAUUACAGCGCAUUGUUACCGUGUCAGUGGUUCAAUCUUGG